ACCGCAAUGAACAACUCAACAAGUGGAAAACUUGACGCUGAAUUUUCUCAAAUAUUUCGCAUUGGUACAUCAAUGUUUUCUGUUCUCUUGAUUGUGGGAACAAUAUUCGGGAAUUCACUGGUGAUCGCUGCGUUCGUAACAUUCUCUCGACUUCGAACAGCUACCAAUUAUUUCGUGGUGUCUCUAGCUGUAACUGAUCUCUGUGUAGCGGUGUUCUCUAUGCCUGUCUUGGUAGCGUAUGUUUUAACGGGUCCUUCCUGGGUUCUUGGAGAUCUACUGAAUCAGAUCUGGACUGUCAUGGAUGUAUUGUCUGGUACAGCCUCAAUAGCCAAUUUAGUGGCAAUCAGUCUAGACAGAUGCCUUUGUAUUAACAAGCCUUUUAAAGCUGCGAAAACUCUUGCUGUCGUAGUGGGUGCUUUUGUAAUUUGCUGGCUUCCAUUUGUGGUAAUCAACGCGAUUUACAGCAUAUGCGAUGAUUGUCCGUACAUAAGCACAAUCCCUAUUCUAGUUACCAAAUGGAUGCAUUAUGGGAACUCUCUGCUAAACCCACCGAUAUACGGGUUUUUGAACAAGGACUUUCGCGUUGCUUUGAAACAUUUCAUUUGCUGUUGUGAACAGYCUCAAAUCGGCGACCAUUUUAAUGGCGACCAUUUUAAUGAAAAUGCAAAUGGACAGUCAAGAACUAUACCGCCGCAUGUCUUGGAAUUACAUAACCAUUGAUAUCACGUCCCUUGAUAGAUACAAUAUGUAUGAUGCUGUKUUACUUGUCGUACGUGGUAGUCUAUGAUGACGAGAAUGUCAAAACCUUUUACUUGUGAUUAUUAGAGUAAUAUAUCAACGCAAUGAUCUUUGUUUUUGUUUACUACAUUUUCUCACUGUCUUCCGAGAUAUUCAAAGUGACUGCAUCUAAACCAUCAACUACAUAAAUAAAUACACAAAACCACACAGAGAAGAUAAACUGUAGAUUAACGGCCCAAGAAAGAAACUAACACAUCUGACAGUCUAUGACAGUACAUGUUUAUCGGCCCUUCACAAGCUAACAUAUCUAUGAUUAUCCCACUGGAACAUCUUGGCGUCUCUUCUUAAAGGACCGUAUGCUCUCUAUUGUCUUAUUUACAGGUACUCUUUUUGGAGUAUUUUAAAAGUCCCUAGACAGUCAACGCGCUAUUUGGGUGCUGUGUUUAAUCUAUUAUCUCCUAUUAUCUGACUUAGAUACGACUUGAAAGUCAUUUGCUCUACUGAUCAGCGAUGACAUAAUKCGGGUAUGUUAAGGAUUAUGAAAAGAUACUGCAUUUCUUUCGAUUUUCCCCUUUCAUAUUAUAAGAAAACAGACGCGAGUACUUGAAAUGUGUUAAAUAAAAGAGGCAAUCGAGAAUUACACACGUGCGACGUGACAGAAGAAGUCUCUAUCACCACGUGGUCUAUAGUGAUUUGCUAAGCGUUAUGAAACAGGGACAGAAAUAUUUAGACAAUAAAAACUGCUUAACAACGCAAUGCCUCUUCACUUUAAUUAUAGCGCCCUUUAUCAAAUUGCAAACAAAGAUCUCUAUGAAUUUCAGRCACUGCCUUGCAUUCCUAUGAGUAGUAUUAAAUUCAGUAAGAACUGAAAUGCCGGUCAUGUAA
This is a messenger RNA of Exaiptasia diaphana, 1623 nucleotides long. RefSeq names its product 5-hydroxytryptamine receptor 2B-like. Gene Ontology annotation, cellular component: membrane. The transcript is spliced from 3 exons. Gene Ontology annotation, molecular function: G protein-coupled receptor activity. NCBI's taxonomy places the organism in Eukaryota, Metazoa, Cnidaria, Anthozoa, Actiniaria, Aiptasiidae. Gene Ontology annotation, biological process: adenylate cyclase-activating adrenergic receptor signaling pathway. The coding region runs from base 7 to 720 and encodes 237 amino acids. The record is from RefSeq and is a predicted model, not a curated record.